This is a messenger RNA of Lytechinus pictus (painted urchin), 5450 nucleotides long. RefSeq lists its product as uncharacterized. Lineage: Eukaryota; Metazoa; Echinodermata; Echinoidea; Temnopleuroida; Toxopneustidae. Gene Ontology annotation, cellular component: mitochondrion; membrane. Gene Ontology annotation, biological process: apoptotic process; regulation of apoptotic process. The record is from RefSeq and is a predicted model, not a curated record. The transcript is spliced from 6 exons. Bases 6 to 1577 code for a protein of 523 amino acids.
CAGAGAUGGCUAACCUCGCUGAAACCCCACAGGAGUUCAAGUACGAGACAAAGUUUGUUGUCCUCAACUACCUCGGGAUCCUACCAAGGUUCGAGGAGAUCGGGGAUGAGUCUGACGGUGAAAGCGAUGACAGGCUGGAUGACGACGGGGAUGAUGCCAUGAGCUUUGGGUUAAGAAGUCAAGCUAGUUCACAUUCACAAGAUACUCCUUCGAGCAUCGACAGUGACUCCUGCAGUAGGGAUAGUGAGGAGUUCCGUCAGAUCCGGCGAAUUGCCGCUGCAGGAAUCCUUGCAGGGAUGCCCCCUCAAGAACAAGAAUCUGCGGUACGUAGCAUCGAUGCUUCCACUGUAGCCUUCCAGGGUCAAGGACUCGAGGUGGAUGCAGUGGGUUCCGAGGACACGCUUGAAGGGUUUCACCUCCCGACCGAUGACCUGGCAAGAGACGCUGUCUCGUCUAACACCUCGUCGGCAUCAAGUUCAAAGUUUGGGGCAUCGCCACCAAGCUUCACCUCUCGGAUGCCAGCUCUUAAAGUCUCUCGGGUAGAAUCUCCAAGAUCACGGACGUCCAUGUUGAGGAAGAAGAGAAGUCGAGAUGCUUCUUUAGAUGAAAGUACCAAAAAGAGGAUGAGUAACGUUCUCUCAGAGCUUGAGAGUCAGUUUAAACAAGAGAUGGUGGAGGGAGGCAUGGAUUCAGCCGGUGUAUUGUGCGCCAUCAGUCGGGAGGCCCUCGUGGCCGAAAGAAUCGCUCAGAUCGGAGACUGCAUCAUGCUCCACCAUCAAGGUGAGCUUGAACAGGCUUACCAACAAGCCAUGUCACAUGGCGCUGGACCCCUCAACUACGGUAGCUUCAAAUCGGGGAUGAAGAGCUUGGUCAAGAACUCGGUGCCAGGCUGGUAUCAUGUCGCAGUAAUGAUGAAGUAUACAAGACAGAUGGCAGUCAGUGUGUUGGACCAAGGGAGUAGAGGGAUUGCUGCUGUAACGGACUUUGCUGCGCAGUACAUUGAGGAGAAUUUAGCUCAAGCUAUUCUAGAACAAGGUGGUUGGGAUGCCAUAACUAAUGUUGACCUAGAGAAGAUAGACAACGAAACCUGGUCAGAAAUAUCCUCAGGGAAUCCUUCACCUCAAGGGAUCCAAUCGCCUACCCACACCAUCCCUCCUCUCUUCAUGGACGAAGAUGGCUUCCUGUCACCUCGCCAACGCAAAUCAGGUAGUGACCAAGGCAACCAACCACCGGACUCCAUGUCGGGUUUGAACGCUGCGUCCAACAUCAAGCUGGAAACGGAGCAUGGAGCUACCAACCGGGAUGAGUCGGAUUCCGUCUCCGCUGCGGUGUCCAGACCCCAAGGGCUUCUCUUGGAUGGUUCUAUAAUGCAGACCGACAUGGACUUGAGCCCUGGCAGGAGACGGUACCAGUCGGAGAGGGUGCCAGACCAGCCUGACCUGCUCGAUCCCGAUGACUCUCCCAGGAGGCGAGCUUCAAGCUUUGGGUCAAGGCCCAUGAUUGCCACAGCUGCAGCGUGUACCGCGACCGUUGCUGCUGUUGCGGCAGUAGGUGCAUUUGCUCUCCUGAAGAAGUGAGGUUAAUGACCUUGGGAGUGUUUCAUGCAGUGAAUAGUCUGUGAUUUUUACUGACAGAUUUGCUCUGAGCCAAUCAUAUGCAAGGACUACAGUAGCUUAUAACAUUUGUCAGUCAAAGCCACAAGACACACUCCCCGGAAUGUCAUCUGGACUUUGGCUGAGCCUGUCCUAGUGCAUGGUGCAUUUAAUAUGGAACUAAAAUAUUUUAAAGAACUCUUGCACCAAGCAUGUCCAAUUGCGGUAGUGACUGAAUUCAUAAUCAGAAUGAUUUAUAAGGGAAGGCACUUCUGGCCAAUUUAUUGGGUUAGGGACAGGAUUCAAUGUGGCAUGGUCAUAAGGCUUCAGAAAUUACUAGCAUAUCUUAUCAUUUUAAGACUCCAUCAGAGUUUGAAGUUUUGAACAACUCUUUUAUAAGUUCAGUUUCUCAAGGAGGUCUAACCCAUUGAGCAACUGUGCCUGGAAUAUCUCAGGCUAGUAUCAGUGGAAACUACAUUGAUGGAAAGUGCUUCUAGUUGCUAGUAUCCUUGGGAGUUUCUGUGUCUUAUUUCAGAUCAUCUUCAGGGAGAAAACUUUUGAAAAUGAAGUUUUUUAUGCAUAUAGUGGAAAUGUAGACAACAGACCCACCCAAUUAAAUAACUUAUUGUCAAUUGGAACCUUUCCAAAGCGUUUGGGAAAUGCUGAAUUCAGUGGUCAAUAGGAUUAGUUGCAAAUAUGGUACAAAUAACCCACACUCAUGCUGCAUUUAGUAAAUAAGGUGUCUAGAGCAAUAUUUUCCAUACGAUUUACUAUCAGGUGGUUACUUGAUGAACAAAUUUUGUACCAACUGAUUAAUAAAAUAUCCCCUCCCUAUUGAUAAGUAGAACAUUCCAAAAUAUCAUGUACAUUAUUUUCAUAAAUAAGUAUUAUUAUCAUUUGGUGUUAAUUUGCAUUUUUCUUACUGUGUAGAUGAUUCCUUUUUCUUUAUUUUCCCAUAAAAAUGCACAUGUUCUUGCCUAUAAAGCUGCUUAUUACAAAAAAAAUAACUUGUUGCCUGCUCCAACUGGGUAGCGUUGUUCAAGACCUAUGGAAAUGGCAGAAUUUGAUUGGUGUUGAGUUAAGGCCUUGCUAAGAUAUCUGUGUCAGACAUCUUAGCAGGCAUUCUACGAUAAUGGCACUUUAUGCAUAUUAUCACAUUUUCCAUUCUUUUUUUCUACACGAAGAUCAACAAAGAAAAGCCACUUUCGUAAAAGAUGUGGUUCUGACUAUUACUAAAUUAUCUUACAUUGUAUUGUAGCCAUAUUGUCUUGUGCCACUUGUAGUAUAGCAGCACAAAGCAGCUGUGCCAUAUUAGAGUAAAGUAAGACAUACAUGUAUAUGUUUAUACAUGGAUUCUCAUGUAGUUAUGUAAGGAAUUACAUUAACCUAUCAUAUUAGAGUAAGGUAGAAUAUUCAAACUUUAUAUCUGUUUGGUGUUUAUAUAUGGACUCUCAUGUAGCUAUGUGUGGAAUUACAUUAAGACAUCAUUUACCAUAUGAUUAACCAAGGAAAUAUUCUAAUGGUAGUUGAAAUUGGUAACGAGUGACCAUUAUCCUGAAUGCAGAUAACAAUAAGAUAUAUGACUGCCAUUUUAUUCACUAAUAGAACUUGCAAUGUACAUUUUACAACGAGUUAACCCAGACUAUUCAAUAUAUAUUUUUUUUACCUGAAAAUGCAAUAGAGCAUUAAUAUUUUGUUCUCCCCACCCCGCGGACCCUUAUUUUUUAAUGGAAAUUUUAUUUGAUUUCAGAAAUUAUAGUUGCUUUCGUUCUUAUUUCUUUUUACUUAAAUUGAAAUAUUGAAUUUAUUCAGUAACAGGGUAAGUUAACAUGGAGUAGAAGUGAGCAGUUACAAAGAAUAACAAUCGAUCAAAAACUUGCUUUGAAUGCUUGAUUUUACACAAUGAUGAAUCAAGGACUAAGAUAUUUGUAACGUGGCAGAGUAUUGCCACUGAAAUGAAAAUAAUUGUCAAAUUGUAAAAAGUUCUAAGGGGAAUAAUGAAAAAAGGGGCGAUAUGCUGACCACUGGUUUAUUAUGUACUAGUGAAAGGAUAUGAACAUGACAUAAAACAAGCUGUGGAAAAUGGCUUUUAUUUGCUGAAAGAGUAUUUUUUACUCAUAUAUCCUGGCCGAUAAGAGAAAGUAAUCUAAAUUGAGUCAUCUUGUCCCAGUCUUGUCCAUAAAACAUGUAUAAAAAAAUCAACAUAUAUCAUGUAUAAGAAAAUUAACCAAACCAAGGAAUAUUUCACCUUUUAACCCUAAAAGAGCCGGGUUAUUGGACCCAUCUCACAGCCGGGGGGGGGGGGGGGAGGGGGGAGGUAUUCCGCCCCCCCCCCCCCCUGAGAUCUCAGCAUUCAAUCGGCGAGCGCCGUGAAAAUUUGCACAGUGGUAGUGAGUAAUAAAUCUACAAGGCUGUAUGGUUAAUUUUUUGGAAUUAAUAAGAUUUUUCAUUUAAUGAAUUAACUAUGCUAAUUUAUUAAUGAAAUACUAUCCAUCCAUCCAUCUAUCUAUACAUGUCUUUGUUUCAUAAUAGCGAUGAUUUUGUUUUUAUGCUAUACAUGUAGAAUGAGUAUCAAUCAUUUGUGUUGUAUGAAUGUAACUCCCUUUUUUUCGCUUCGUCUUUACAAGAAGAAAGACAGAAAUCACGAUGACAGCAAGGGUGAAUGAUCUUUAACUGAAAUACUAUUAUCAAUAUGUAUAGAUAUACAUGUAGUUAAAUGUCAAAGUCUUAGUGAUGUAGAAUAAUUCUGUGAUAUUCAAUAAUUUUUUUAAUAGAUAAUGCAAUUUUGGGCAAGUUAGAAAUACAAAAUUGCAUUGUAAAGCUUGUAAUCAUUGUGAACUAUCAGUCUUUUUAUGGGACAAUUAAGACAUUUUAUAAAACGCUCCCAGGAGAAGUUUAUUGAAUUUUGACCAAUAUUCAUUUAUGUUAAUUACUUUAGCCCGAGUGUCCAUUGUAAAUUAAAUGUAAAAGGUUUUGUUUUAACACUGCAAUUUUGAAGCAGAAAGAUGCACCCACAUUUGAAUGGAUUUAUAUACUUAUUGACAAUUCUAUUUAAAUUUCUUGAUGAAUGACCAUUUAAAGUGAGAGGUCAUACAUGUGUCUCCACAAUUCAUUGUGUUAAGUAUUGUGCUUUUGUUCUCCUUUUGUUUUACAUACAUACAUUUAGUCAUUUGUGUUCUAUUUCUUUCAUUUUCUUGUUCAAUUUCAAAUUAUUUUAGACAUGUUAUGGCAUGAUUAUUGUUUGUUUAUUAAAAUUCAGGGUCAUCCAUAUAGAAUUUAUUUUCUGUGUGCCAAAGCACUUAUAUGUUGGAUUUUUAUAUAUUUUUUAAAGAGCAUGAAACAGAAGCUUUCAGGACAUGACCAAAACUGUCCAAGCUUCAAGCCUUUCUUUAUUUAUAUUUUUGUUUAAGUUAAGUGCUACAUACUUUCUUUGUUUUCUGAUAUGACAUUACACAGUGUAAAUUGUUUGAUUGUUCCAUACUGCCCAGAUCUCUUAAAAAACAUGUGUAAUAACAAUGGUAGUGAAUGUCAACUUCACCUUAAUUUUCAAAGUUAUAUGUCGUGUAUAAUGACUUGUAAAAAUUAUGUAGCUAUUUCCGUAUUUAUACUCUUUCAAAUUACAAUCAAAAUAUAAUAACGAAUUCGGAUAUUAUUUUCAUUACUUAGAAUUUAUUCUAUCUUGUUUGGAAAAAAAUGCAUGUAUUUUUGUAUGCCAUGUCUUUUUACUUCUUGUUGUAAUUUUGUAAAGAUAAGGUGAAAUAUUGAGAUAGUUAUACAUUGUAUAUAUUUCCAAUUUAUAUAUCACGUCUCAGUUCUGUGUGAAGACCAGAUGAAUAAAAUGAUAUCAAUGUACAGAAU